GGUUCCAAUAAGCAUGUUUUAAGUAAAAGUAUUUUAUAGGCAGCAUAUAAAUCGAUCAUUUAAUAUCUCAAAUUACAAUGUCUACUUCUAUCGUUCAAUAUAUACUCCUAAGAAGUGAUUUAUUAAAAGAUUUGGGAUGGUCUGUUGGUGCUUUAGUGGCACAAGCAUGUCAUGCAUCCACAGCCGCUCUCCAUAUAUUUAAAGAAGAUGAACAUACAAUACAGUAUCUCAAUGAUUUAGGCAAUAUGCAUAAAGUAGUUUUAGAAGUACCUAAUGAAGAAUCCUUGAAAAAAACUGCAGAAAAAUUAAAAGAAAAUUCAAUAUCCCAUAAAUUAUGGAUUGAACAACCAGAAAAUAUUCCUACAUGUAUAGCUUUAAAACCGUACCCCAAGGAAGAGGUUAAGAAAUAUGUUAACAAAUUCAAAUUAUAUAAAGCAUCAAUGAAUAAUUAAGUAUUUUUUUUUAUUAUAACAUAUGUAUUAAUAAAGCUGAAUUAAAAAAAU
Molecule: messenger RNA, 503 nt
Organism: Vanessa atalanta (red admiral)
Lineage: Eukaryota; Metazoa; Arthropoda; Insecta; Lepidoptera; Nymphalidae
Product: putative peptidyl-tRNA hydrolase PTRHD1
Exons: 2
Coding region: 78-452 (124 amino acids)
Molecular function (GO): peptidyl-tRNA hydrolase activity
Source: RefSeq, a predicted model, not a curated record